Molecule: messenger RNA, 462 nt
Organism: Fusarium pseudograminearum CS3096
Lineage: Eukaryota; Fungi; Ascomycota; Sordariomycetes; Hypocreales; Nectriaceae
Exons: 2
Coding region: 1-462 (153 amino acids)
Molecular function (GO): N-acetyltransferase activity
Source: RefSeq, a predicted model, not a curated record
AUGGCUUCAGCAACAUAUCAGAUUGAAAAGCCACUUCGCAGUGACUAUGACGAAUGGUCAAGACUGUUUCGCGCCUACAUCGACUUUUACAAGUCCAAGAUUGAAGAAGAUCAGUACGCCAGGACAUUUGACCGAAUCAUCGAGCAAAAGAAUGGACUCCAGGCUUUAGUUGUCAGGAAAGUGUGCGGAGAGGAGAAAUCUCUUGUUGGAAUUGCGCACUUCUUCCCUGAGCAGACACCUUGGAGUGAGAAGCAGAUUCUUCUACUGAAUGAUCUAUUCGUUGACCCCUCGGUUCGCGGCGAAGGACUUGGAAGAAAGUUGACCGAAGCCGUGGCGGACAUUGGAAGAGAGAUGGGAUGCACGAGGGUUCAGUGGGUUACCAAGCACGACAAUGCUACUGCACGAAAGCUUUAUGAUACUAUGGCUGAGACGCAAUUUGUUCAGUAUAGGAUGACUUUGUAG